Paralichthys olivaceus (Japanese flounder) is the source of this 1104-nucleotide messenger RNA. RefSeq names its product translocase of inner mitochondrial membrane 8 homolog A (yeast) (gene timm8a). Lineage: Eukaryota; Metazoa; Chordata; Actinopteri; Pleuronectiformes; Paralichthyidae. The record is from RefSeq and is a predicted model, not a curated record.
UUGGCUUAACUACUUCCUGUUUCCUGUCGGCCGUCCACACACGUGAAGGUCAGAAUUACAGUCAGAAGGUUUUUAUCUUCGGUCACAUAUUGUCCCUCUGAGCUGUUUCCACUGAACUAUGGACGGACAGGGAGGCACAGCGGACCCGCAGCUACAACAGUUCAUCGAGGUCGAGUCCCAGAAGCAGAGGUUUCAGCAGCUGGUUCAUCAGAUGACGGAGGUUUGCUGGGAGAAGUGCAUGGACAAACCUGGGCCAAAGCUGGACUCAAGGACAGAAAUAUGCUUUGUUAACUGUGUGGGGCGAUUUAUUGACACGAGCCAGUUCAUCCUGAACAGACUGGAACAGACCCAGAGGAGCCGGGGCUCGUUCUCCGAGAGCAUGAUGGACUAAAAACUGUCUGACUGACUGGUGAGAUUCUCCGCCCUUUGCUCUGUGAAGAGGCCGUUUGCUCCUGACACAGCUGUCUGAGUGUUGCAGAACUGUCCGAUCGAAUGCAGGAAGGAACCAGAUGCAGCGUAACGUUUGAAUCAAGUGCCUGUGAUUAACACCGUGUAUUCAGAAGUGUAGGGCUUUGUUUUCCCUCCAUGUCAGAUAUGAGUGUUGCAAAAUGCUCAUAUUCUGGUCUGUUGCUAACAGUGACCUUACUUUUGUUUUAGUCAAAUCAAUGAAUUCGAGCUGUUUCAUUGGCUAGGCUGUGAAACUGAGCUUGAACGUGUGAAUAUUUAUUGCUGCUGUGAGUGUAGGAGACUGCUGAGAGAUGGACGCAUCUGGGACAUUCAACAUACCAACUGUAUUGGACAGCCACAAGGACUUCAACACACACACACACACACCCUUGUACUUUUAUCUUAGUGAGGACACUCAUUGGGAUAAUACAUUCCCAGCCCCCUACUCUAACUAAAGCGAAAUACAACUAAACACCUAAUCCUAACUUUAAACUCUUUAGACUCCAUAGGGUCUUUAUUCAAAAUGGUCCUCACAAAGAUACGAGUACACACACUGUUGUAAUUACAGGGAGCUCAUGGUGUCUUGAACCAAGAGGCUUGAUCAACACCUUAAAGGUUCUGGACUGUACAUAUGCAAUAAACAAAAUUACAAAAUAC